AUGGACGGUAAAGUCAUUGGACCGGGUCCGUACAGAGCGACCAAGCUGUGGAAUGAAACCAUUAAACUCUUCCGCGGAGGCAUGCCACUGAGAAGGCACUGGGCGCACUUCCGCUACUAUGAGUGCAGUUUCACGGGAUCCGAGGCGGUGGAUUAUCUGCACGAGCUGCUGAGGCGCAACUACAACUUUGGGCCCGAGGUGACGCGCUACCAGACUCUGCAGCUGCUCAGGAAGUUCCUCAAGGCCCACGUCGUUGAAGACAUCAAAGGACGCCAUGGGACCGAGGACUUUGUAGACAACGGGCACCUGUACAGGUUCCCCACCUCGUCCCCGCUGAAGUCUUUUCCAACGAGGCCUCUGUUAAGAGACAGCAGUGACCUUCCUCGACUCAUUCGCUGGGACGACUAUGAAGAAUUGCCUCAGAGGGAAAACAUUGCACCCCUGAAGUCAUCCGUCAUGACCUCGGAUUUGUGGAAUAAAAGGCACAGUGUUGCCAUCGGGGAUGUGAAUGAGUGCAAGCUCAUACGACGGAAGGAGAUCACUCCAAAGCAAGUGGACCACAUCUGGAAAACAAUGACAGUCGCACAUUUACAGAGCGUGCUGGGCCUGCAGUCCUUGGACGGAGUUUUAAACCCCGCGCAUGUCAACGGCAAGCACAUUGUUCACAAUGUGUUCAGCGUAAAUAAGACGGGCAUCGUCGUGUUGGAGAACAAAGCCGAGGACAUGCCUUAUUGGGUGGCUUCAGCAAUGAAAUGCCUCGCCAAUUGGCCUAAUGGCAAUGAGAGCAAACAGCCACUGUACCCGGGUUUCGAGAGGGAUGUUCUGAGAACUGUAGCGGAUUAUUUUCAGAGGCUCAAAGAACCCCUGCUGACUUUCCAUCUCUAUGAAGUCUUUGUCAACAUCCUCAGUCUGCUGCACGAGCAGCAAGAAGCCGCAGAGGCUCUUCAAGUCAGCUGCCUCCUGCUGCCGCCGCCCAACCGGAGACGCCUCCAGCUGUUGAUGCGUCUCAUGGCGCGGGUCUGCCAGAACCCCCACCUGCCGCCACUCAAUGACGCCAUUGCUACCCGCACACUGAUGGUGCAGAUGUUCUCUCACUGCGUCCUGGGCUCAGUGGAUGAGAUGGACUUGGAUGAGCUGCUUGCCACCAAACUGGUGAUCUUCAUGAUGGAGCACCACAACACCAUCUUCCAAGUUCCUUCCAAGCUGCGUUGCCAGGUCGAGGAGCACCUGUCCCACCUCAAAAGAGUUCAAAUCAAAUACGCAGGUUCAGAAACCGACUUCAGUGCAUCUCCAGCUUUCUGUAAACAGAUCAGCCGGGUGGAGUGUGAGGAGCGGACGGUGAUCGGAACCCAGACCCCUCUGCAGGCGCUGCUGGAAGGCCUGAUUGCAGACAAAGAACUCCCCGCCAAGGACAAGAGGAAACGGCUGAAACAGUUCCAGAGGUCGUACCCAGAAGUCUACCGCAGUCGAUUUCCCACCGAGGAGAGCAAAGCUGCCGUCGUGCCUGAGAAAACCCCCCGGCUCAAACCUCACCUCAUGUUCUUCAACCUCAAGAAACCCUUCCAGCCCUUUCAGAGGAGCUGGAGCUUCAGGGCGUGACCCCCCUCCAGCUGCACCUGGGCACCAGGAGACCAAGAACAAUGUGGUCGGUCGCGGUGCCCUGACCGCACUUAUGGUCACAAGGAAAGCACUGCUCAACCACCAGAGUGACUUUAAAGGCCAGUACACACAAUAAUACUAAUUAUUAUUAAUAAUACAACAUUCACUCUGACACCCAGGUCAAACUGCAUGUGGAUGGUGGAACAAAGUAUAUAAUGAUACACUAUAAGAACCACGGAUGGUUCUUAAAAUGAACUUUAAUAGUUGUGUAUUGGUACAUUUUUCUACUAGGAUACUGUAUGCUAGAAAUAUCUAAUGAUGGAUGGCAGUGACUGACGAUGUCCCCAAUGUAACGGAAUUGAAUGGAAUAAGUUUCAAAUGUAUUAAUAUGCCAGGUGUUAACAUUAUAGGUCGUGAAAUGUUAAUGAGCAAGUGCACUCUGAAACCAUUUCUAUAGUUUUGCACUAUAACAAAAUCAAUAUAGAUCUUCAAACCGAUUAUGUAAUUUCAGGCGAUUUCUUUGUGUUUUACUUUUUGAUCAAACGGUCAUUAAUAUGCUGUAUCUGGGCAACUGGGCCUGAUCCUUUUUAAAAAUGUAUGUUUAUCUUUUUGUAUGUUUAUCUUUUUGUGAGAGGAAGUGUGCGUACGCGUUAUUACAUAACUGAUACUUUGUCACAACAGACGAGGGGAAAAUCUUCAAGACGUGGUGGAAUAUUGUCGAUGUUUAAAUUUACUGUAAAACGUGCACUACUACGUCUGAAAUAUUGACCUGCUGAAUCUUAAUCUCAGAACAAGGGGAAGAAGAGGCAAACAUUUCACUGGAUACACAAUGUCCUCUCUCUUCACCCUCCUUCCACCUUCUGGACGGGUCCUGCUGGAUGUGAUCUCUUGUUUUCACGUGUUUACAUCAGCUCUCGUCUUGACGGGUACAUUCUUAAAGUGUUAAAUACUCGUCUUUUACUGUUUGUCAAUGACCUGCUGUCAUGUCAAUCAGGUUGUUUUUCCACUUAAUUUUGGUUUAAUAAUAAGUGAUAAUGCUAAAUGUGUUUUUAUAUAUGAAUGCUCUUGAACAAAUGUCAUAAUGCUGGAAUAACUGUUACACUUGAAUUGCUGCUCUGUGCUGGAACAACUAACAGGAUCAAAGUGAAUCCAUGUUUAGGCUGAUUUCUUUUUUUUUUUCCUAUAAACAUGCUAAUUUGCAAGAGUAACUGUUUUGAUUUUCAUUCUCCAGGUUUAUAGUUAGUUUUUACACAAGGGAUGAUUUUAUAUUUUACAUGCAGGCAUCUCGUUUUGAUGGAACCGAUGCAUAAACUUAACUAAACUUCCUCCAGCAAAGCAUUCUGUGUAAUUCCCUGUACAACAGUAACACAACAGUUUAUUGUUGUUGAUGGAAGUCUUGAUUUCUAUUUUUAUUUCAGGCCCAGUCUGGAG
Molecule: messenger RNA, 3030 nt
Organism: Cyclopterus lumpus (lumpfish)
Lineage: Eukaryota; Metazoa; Chordata; Actinopteri; Perciformes; Cyclopteridae
Gene: depdc1b
Product: DEP domain containing 1B
Exons: 11
Coding region: 1-1599 (532 amino acids)
Biological process (GO): intracellular signal transduction
Source: RefSeq, a predicted model, not a curated record